This is a messenger RNA of Peronospora belbahrii, 1272 nucleotides long. The record is from the annotation of a GenBank genome assembly. NCBI's taxonomy places the organism in Eukaryota, Oomycota, Peronosporomycetes, Peronosporales, Peronosporaceae.
AUGUUGAUGCGACUGGGACGACAUCACUGCUCUCGUCCGCUGCUUACAGCACGUUACAUUACGCCAAGAUUCUUUGCUAAUGUACGCCGCUUGUCUAAUAUCACUACCAAUCCAGAUCUGAAGCCUCGCGCCCCCAUUCGUCCCACGAAGCAGAUGGUAGUCACAGAGCUCAAAGAAGUGGGCAAACUCAUGUUUGGUGGCUUAGCAAUCGUAACGGUUCUUAUUGUAUCGGGAGGGUUCGUAAUUGAAACAGUCAAGACUUUAAACCCUAUGAAGCCUCCAGGGUUCAUGGUACAAGUCGUUGGACCGGACGGAGAGCCAACUAAAGUCCACGUACAGCGUCAAGGUGCUGGAGACGUGACGGUUCUACUUGACGGGGGCGUGGGGGAGACAUCAUUUGACUGGGAUAAAGUAGCAACACAAGUGGCCAAUUUUGCAACUGUCGUGAGCGUGGAUCGACCAGGACUGGGCUUCUCCAAGCCUGGAGCUAUUCCGCGAACCUCUGCGCAGAUUGUCAACGAAUACAAGCAAAUUUUUGAGAAAUUGAACGUGACGGGAGAUGUGGUGCUAGUGGCUCAUGGAGCAGGAGGGUAUAAUAUGAGACAAUUGGCGGAAGAGCUGAAGUUGGCACCUGGAAAUAGCCCCACCUGUGGAGGACUAGUGCUGGUCGACGCCUUGCACGAAAACUUGCGCGGCAAACUGGAGCACGUUUCAGAGGUUGUGCAUGAAUCGCUGUCGGAAAUGGACAGCAAUGGCGAGACGGUGUUGCGACUUGCGCGCGUAGGGCUUAUCCGACUCAUUAACGUCGUGCAAUAUUCUAAGUUGGAGGCGAUGUAUUCUGCUGCUGCGUUGCCGUACGUUCAGUACUAUGCGCCGUCACCAGCUCACCGCGAAGGCGUAUUACAUGAGACUCAGGCCAUCCCGGAGACGGAGCAGCGCUUCCAGGACAUUGCGUCCAGCACGACGCCUUUUGAGUUCCCAUGCGUUGUGCUUUCACACGGGAAAGCUGGUAUGUUUGACAGCAUAAAGAUGCAAAAGGGUGUUACUGCACACACUUUGGCAGAAUUGGAGCGCAUAUGGCUGGACGCUCAGACUAAGCUAGCAAACCUAGUUAGUAAUCGGACUGUACAUCUCGUGGUAAAUGACGCCGGUCACUGUAUUCACCACGAAAAGCCGGAAGUGGUCGCAAAGGCUGUUCGUGCCUUGGUUGAUGAGAUCCAUGGUGAUGUUGAUGAGCACCGCGGUCUGAUGUCGCUCGCGAAGGACGCGUAG